CGUUGGUCGCGCUCUGGUGAAUACGAAGAACGGCGGCAGCCAAAAAAGCAAGCUGAGCGCUUGGACCCCUUGCCUAUGACAUGAUGGCUACCCGCCGUCGCAAUGUUCCAGAAUAUUCCGACCUGGCUAAAGGAACAUCUGCGCAAACAACCAGCAACGACCGUUCAAGAAGCGCAGUUCUCGAAUCGCGACUCAAUCGUGCGCACAUUAAUAAUUUAAUACCAAAUCUACGGGAAUAUGGCCAAAAAGUGCGUCCACAAGGGCUGCGGCAAGACGUACGAGGACGACCAGGAAGAGUGCAUCUACCACCCGGGCCCGCCAGUCUUCCACGAGGGGCAGAAAGGCUGGAAAUGCUGUAAACCCCGCGUCCUGACAUUUGACGAGUUCCUCGCAAUCGAGCCGUGUACACAGGGCACGCAUUCCGAGGUGGACGAUACGCCUGCGCCCGAGCCCGUCGAGACGCCCGAUGUGCCCAAUGGCACAGAGGUCAACCUGGGGUCGCUGGACGAGUCGCUGCCGCCGCCCGCGCCCCGCGUCCCGACUGCACAAGCUGCCGCACCCAAGCCAGCGGGCUCGCCUGCGCCGCCGCCAGAAUCCGAGGACGACGACGCGAGCAUAGCGCUCAAGGAGGGCAUGACGUGCAGGCGGAAGGGAUGCGGCGCCCUGUACAAGGGAGGCGACAGGCAGGGCGAGAGCUGUGUAUAUCAUGCGGGGGCGCCCAUAUUCCACGAGGGCAGCAAGGGCUGGAGUUGUUGUAAGAGGCGGGUGCUGGAGUUUGACCAGUUUAUGAAUAUCGAGGGCUGCAAGACAAAAGACAGGCAUCUGUUUGUCGGCAGUGGCAAGAAGAAGGAGGGCGAGGAGAAGCUGGAGACUGUUCGACACGACUUUUACCAAACAGCCACGUCGGUGGUCGCAUCUCUUUACCUCAAGAAGAUUGACAAGGCGACGGCAACGGUGGAUUUCCAGUCUACGUGUGUGAAGCUCGAUCUGCCCACAAGCGAUAGCAAGCGGUACCAGACCGAGUUCCCCUUGUUCGCGGCCAUCAAGCCCGAAGAGAGCAAGUUUCGGAUUCUCGGCACCAAGCUCGAAAUGACGCUUGUCAAGGCCGACGGGGCUAGCUGGCCCGUCUUGAGGAGCGACGACAAGCCGACAGGCGAGAUGAUACAGGUUGGCCGGGCUGGAAGGGCAUAAGAAGUAUCCAGUUGGGCACUGCGCGCAACGAGGGCACAAUGGCUGCAUGCAUAGAAUAUAGCUACUGCAAAACGAAGUUACGAUGUUUCUCUGAUGUCCCC
Molecule: messenger RNA, 1292 nt
Organism: Exserohilum turcica Et28A
Lineage: Eukaryota; Fungi; Ascomycota; Dothideomycetes; Pleosporales; Pleosporaceae
Exons: 3
Coding region: 238-1191 (317 amino acids)
Source: RefSeq, a predicted model, not a curated record